ACAAGUGAUAAAACCGCUCUCCGGGUCAGCGCCGUCGGUGCGGGUGGGCGCGCUGGGAGGCACCGGCGAUACAGCUGAGGGCAAGCAGCCGGGCAAGUCGCGCCAGAAGAAGUUCCAGAGGCACUUCCCUCAAGUCGGCCCGGAGGAGCGAGUGCUCAAUUAUUACUCCUGUGCACUACUCGGCGAUCUACUCCUACAAGGGCACCUGUACAUCACGAUGAACUACUUCGCUUUCUACUCCAACGUCUUCGGCUAUGUGACCAAGCUCCUCAUCCCCACCACAUCAGUCCUCCGGAUAACAAAAGAAAAAGUCGCGAGGAUAAUCCCGAACGCGGUGGGCGUAUGCACGCGCGAUGAACGCCACGUGUUCGGCUCGCUGCUGUCGCGAGACUCCACCUACAAGCUGAUGAUGCACGUGUGGAAGGCUGCAAGAGUGCCAGAGCUGGCGGUGCCCAAGCCACAGGAUCUCAGGACGUCAGAAGUGGAGCUGGACCCUUCAGAGUAUUCGCCAGAGGAUGACAGCAGUUCCGCUGGCGGAGACCAGCCAGAUACACCUUCGCCGCCCGUGCGAAGAGAAUCUGAGGCCAUCAUCACUGCUGGAGCAGCAGUGAUUCAGCCGGCAUUGCUAACCGGAUCGGCCGCGCCGCGCAAACCGCCGGUACGCUGGGGGCGAACAUUACUCGUGUGCGCGUUUGUAAUGCUCGCGCUCUCCGCCAUAGUGCUGUCGUACAAGCUGUAUGUGGCGCGCGCGCAUUCGCAGGAGGAGCUAAGCAAGCUAUCAGGCGAGGAGCUAUAUUCAGAACUAGUCAGAUGGCGGGCGCGGCUUCACGGCCGAGCGGCGGGCGAGCUACACGCGUUCCUUACUACCAACCUGCUGUUGCUCACCAAGGUCCGACAAUCACUCGAAGCACUAUCGGGUGUCAUACUAACGGACAUGGCUCAACCCGGUCACCAUACUGACGUGCCCAACGAAACCGUCUUCAGUUAGCGCCGCCAACCGACCCUGGAUUAAAGUAAGCGUAAUAAACCACAUGAGCGAGCUAAUAAACCAUAUGAGCGAGCUAAAAGGCCACAUGAGCGAGCUAAUAACCAUAUGAACGAGCUAAUAGGCCACAUGAGCGAGCUAAUAGGCCACAUGAGCGAGCUAAUUGGCCACAUGAGCGAGCUAAUAGGCCACAUGAGCGAGCUAAAAGGCCAAAUGAGCGAGCUAAUAAACCAUAUGAACGAGCUAAUAGGCCACAUGAGCGAGCAAUAAGCCUCUGGAGUGAUAAAAAAUAUGUCAAACUACAGUAUUCACUACGCUACUCAAGAAAUAGUUAUCCUAUCAUGUGAGAAUGAUAAACCAACAGAUGCAAAUGUAGUAACUAAGGAUAAGCAAAGCUAGGGUAGCUCAACGGGAUAGUUAACCAAGCUAGGAUAGCCAAGCGAGCUAGGUUAGCCAAGUGAGUGGAGAUUGUCUGAAUUAGGGCUCCCAAAUAAGCUAGGAGCCAAGUAAGGAUAAUCCAGCAAGCUAGGGUAACCGUUUGAGCUAAGAAUUCCCAAGCGAGCUAGGACUAGCAAGCUAGGGUAGCCAGAUAAGCUUAAAUAUUGCAGAAUAAUGCUGGAAGGACCUCUCAAACCUAAUGGUUAAACAAAAAGCAAGCAAUUUUAUACUGAACAGUGAUAAAGGUCAAAAUGCGGGUCAUUUUAUUAGUGGUAUGCCAUAAGCACUUAAAAAAAACGUGAUGCAAAAUAGUAAAAAUAAAUACUUUAAUCUUAUUUUUCAAUCAUCAAUCCACUUGUUGUAUAACGCAGUACAUUCAUGGUUCGUAUAAACAAUAAACAUAAGCAUAAAAUAUUAAUUUAUUGAUGUAUAAUAAUAUACAAAGAUUUGUAUACGUCCAUUGUCUUUAAAGUUAGUGUGACGAAGAGGCAUGCAAGAAUUCCAACUUGGUUUUGUAGCAUCAAACUAAAAAUUGUAAAUGUAUGUUUGUUAAGAACUGGAUAGCAAAAAAGGCAUUUCGUAAACUGGAUUUAAUUGCUCUUAAAAUCUAAAUUCAUUGUGUAUGAGUGUGCGCUCAACAUUAAUAUGACAAUGUAUGAUACGUAAAAAUGAACUGUUUGUUUUUAUGAUUAUUAAUUUAGUUCCGUUAUGUGUGGUAAAAAAAAGAUAUGCAAUAUUUAAAAUGAAGUUUAUUUCAACGUAUUCAAAUUGCUUUUUCUAUGGUUUGCUCCUCAUUGGUGUAAGUAAAUGUGAAAUGUAUAUAGUGUAAUCUGAGUCGGUGUGUGCCUUUAAGGCACUGUGUACGUCAUAUUAUUGUGUCAAACACAUUAUACUAAGGGUGUGAGCUAAGGCCAAAAACGCGUAGAUUCGUCGGGUAAAUGUGUAGAAAAAUUGUAAAAAUGUUGUAACGAAUUAAUCUUUGAUAGCUCAAGUGGAAAUUCAUCGUGGGACAGAUAUUUUUACA
Messenger RNA from Ostrinia furnacalis (Asian corn borer), 2447 nucleotides. RefSeq names its product GRAM domain-containing protein 2A-like. The record is from RefSeq and is a predicted model, not a curated record. Gene Ontology annotation, molecular function: sterol binding; sterol transfer activity. The annotation marks the transcript as partial. Gene Ontology annotation, cellular component: endoplasmic reticulum membrane; endoplasmic reticulum-plasma membrane contact site; plasma membrane. The transcript is spliced from 7 exons. NCBI's taxonomy places the organism in Eukaryota, Metazoa, Arthropoda, Insecta, Lepidoptera, Crambidae. Gene Ontology annotation, biological process: intracellular sterol transport.